AUGCAUAUAUGCAACGGAGGCAAACAUAGUAAAGUGCCAGAUCUGAAAACUCCUGAAGCUACCAUUCAAAAAGUGAGAACUGCAAAAAUCCUCGGAGUACAGGUAGAUUCGAGACUAACGUUCAUGAAACACGCUGAUAACCUCGUCAAGGAAUGUCAGAACCGGCUGCUGAUAAUUAAAGAGAUCAGUCGCAGAUACGCCGCUGGCAACAGGCAAACGCUCCUCAAAGUUUGUGAUAGCAUUCUACUAUCGAAGAUCUCUCCCGGUUUUGGAUUGUACAGCCGAGGUGGUGAAAAGGUGAUUAAACCUAUUCAGCCAAUCUACCACUCUGCUAUUAGAACGAUCUCUCGAGCCCUUAUAACCAGCCCAAUCAUAUCAUUGAUAGCUGAAAGUGGUCAGCUACCAUUCGAUUACGUUAUGACCGGUCGCCUUGUCGGCAAAGCGUACAGUUGGCUUGAGAAACGACCAGUAGAAGAAGACCAAGUUUGUCCAAUGACCAGAAGUGCAUCGAAGUGGCUAGAACAAAUGACAACUCGUCAGAUACCAACGAUCAGCACCCUCAACAGUAUAAGUAAUCGAGCAUGGGAUGCGGAAAACCCCGCUAUUGAUUGGAGCAUCAAAAACCAAACUCGAGCUCAUGAAGCACCAUCGAAAAUUCAAGCCAUCUUCAGCGAACUACGAACGAAUAAAUACUCGAAAUCUGCGAAGUUCUUCACCGACGGCUCUCUGGACAGAGACAGUGUUGGACUGGGAAUCCACAGCGAAAACAUUGAAAUUUCCAUGCGCAUUCCGAACUGUUGCACUAUUUUCUCUGCGGAAGCAUUGGCACUUUUGGUAGCGACUGAAAAUGCUCCGAUCUCCAAGCACGCUGUAGUUUUCAGCGACUCCCAAGCUGCAUACAGGCGAUAG
Topomyia yanbarensis is the source of this 909-nucleotide messenger RNA. RefSeq lists its product as uncharacterized. Bases 1 to 909 code for a protein of 302 amino acids. The transcript has a single exon. The record is from RefSeq and is a predicted model, not a curated record. Gene Ontology annotation, molecular function: nucleic acid binding. NCBI's taxonomy places the organism in Eukaryota, Metazoa, Arthropoda, Insecta, Diptera, Culicidae.